Messenger RNA from Danio rerio (zebrafish), 4363 nucleotides. Lineage: Eukaryota; Metazoa; Chordata; Actinopteri; Cypriniformes; Danionidae. The record is from RefSeq and is a predicted model, not a curated record.
CUUCGACUGGCAGUGAGAAAAUAACCUUUCGGAAAGUCAGCAGCGGCGUUAAAGCAUGUCUUUCUGCUCUCCGGUACGAAAUUUCUUCAUCUUCCAAACAGUCCGGCUUAUGUGGUGUUUCAGUUGACAUGGAUUGGUACGGACGGAUAGGGAUUGCAGUUCAUGAGAUAUGAUUUAGCUGAGUCAAGGUGGAGCUCGGAGUCCAAGAUGAGCAAUAAGCAGGGACUGGGCUGCAUCAACCCUCUUAUUCAAAGUAGUAUGGAAGGUACCAUGGGUACUGUAGUCCCCGCGGGGCUCCCUAAAGCCGACAGCCUGCCACACUAUUCCCAUGACAAAGCUCUACCAAUCAGCAGGGCUUACUUUUCUUACGCUUUAAGUGGACAAGAUGCUCUUGACUUUCCUUCUCCAUGGGGCCAUUCAAAAAGCUGCGUCAGAAAUGGGCCAAGUCCAGGGAUUCACUCAUCGACCUCUGAUGGGUCGUUUACAAUUCCAGCUGUUUACAGACCUGAUAAGCUGCCUUUCCCUGUGGAUGCUGGAAAUGGGCGCUGUAGUGGACCCCAAGAGUUGGCAGCGAAGCAGAGGCUGGCCUAUUAUGCCAGCAGUCCAAGACAGCACAGUCCAAGGGCAGCAAGAGUUGUCUCGCCAGUGGCAAUUCCUAAUGGUCAUAUUAGAGGCUCUGAUGCAGAGAGAUGUGUUGGAUUGGCUAUUCCAAAACCAGUAUACAGUCAUAGCCCUUGCUGUACUGAGCGUGGCUGUACUGCCGGGCACAACUAUGGCAUGGAACAUGGCCCGCAUAGGAUGUCCCCUCACAUAUAUGAUGAGGAUUGGGCUGCUCAUUAUAGCCGCCUGGCUUAUCUGCAUAAAAAAGGCCAGGAAGCACUGGCACAACAGAGGGGUUUGCAGUUGGAGCAUGGUGUGGAGGGUAUAAAGGAUGGAAAGACCGGGGGCUACAAUACUGGAUCGAAUGGGCCAAGGAGGCCACUUCCUGUAAUGGAACCAAGCUAUACUUAUAAUGCUCCGCAUCCAUUUAUUAGUGCCACACCAGAGUAUUGCCAUCGUGCCCCAGUUCCUCCACAGAUGUACAAGGGAUAUCCACAUGCUUAUGACCCAAGGACAUUGGCACACCCUGAAGUUUCUUCAAAAGUGUAUCAGGGUCGUUCCCCCAUAUCCAAAUACACACCAGUGCCUCCAUGUCCCAAUAUCUAUUAUCCUCAGAGUCACCCUGAGACUUACAGAACCAAUUCCAGUGCUCUUACAAAUGAGCAUGGUCAGCGCCACCACAUGGGUCAGUUUCAUUCGCCUAGAACAGACUUGAUAUCACCACCCUGCUCUGCUGUGCCCACUCACCAUCCACUGAUCUCAAAAUAUUCUUCUUAUCAUCCAUAUGGGGUCCAUUUAACUACUAACCAAGCACCCACCAAUGAACAGACACAUCCACCUUUUCCAGUGGAUCAGUCAGAACGGCCACUUGAUUUCUCGACACGAAGGGUCCAGACACCAGACUCUCCUCGAGAGCUUUGUAAAACAUAUGGAACUUCUGGGGCUUUCCAUCCUACUCUAUCCCACAACAGAUGUCUCAGUAAUACCCCUACCACUGAACACUCAGAGGUGCCUGGCUCUUUCACUGGUAGUUCCAAAGAAUUUCCCAUGAAGUCCAAUGAAGAGGUCAUGGCGUUCAGGCACUGUAUUUCAAAUUCACCUGACAAUGGUAUAUUAGCUAAAAGGCCUAUAGAGGAACCUGAAACAGACAUAGCUAGUAAAAAGCAAAAGACUUACUCAGUCCACCAGUUGUCAGAAGAUGAACCUCAUUCACCAUCAUCACCACCAAUGCCAGUUAUUAAUAAAGUUUUUAGCUUGGCUCCAUAUAAAGUCUAUUUAGAAGCUACAGGCAUGUUGUCUUCAUCAGGGGAUUCAAAAAGUCCGAAGCCACAGCCUGAGAUGGUGCAGCCUAAACAAGAGGCAGACAUUGAAAACUGUAAUAUACAACCAAAUUCUGGCGAAAAUAGUCUCAGAUUAAAACAAAAAACCCAGACUUUACCAGCUAACAGAGAUGAUCCAGUUGAAACACCAGACGCUAUAAAGAUUAAAACAGAAGAAAUGGAUGAAGGUGAUCCGAGUAGUCAAUCAGAAAUAAAAGAGACAGUUUCUGAGGAGGUAAAUCAUCAGGAACAUGUUUCUGUGCUCAAAGAAGAGCGAGUGGAGUUAGACACAAAAUUGUCUGGCUCUCUUUCUUGUAAAGUUGUAGUAAAGAGUGACUAUGAAGAAGAAAGCAAUCCACCCUCAGUAGAAAAUCAUGAACUUUCAACAUGCAAGACUGGGAAUGCUGUGACAGACAGCAAAGAAUGCACUCCUGUUCCCACAACACCUCCAGCACCUCCUCCACUGACCAAAUUCUCCCUUACCAGAAUCCCACCUCAUUGCCUGAAAUUGUCCAGUUUUAAAAUAGUUAUCCCUGAGGUCUUAAGAUCUCCAAAAACCCAACUCGUGGAAGUUCCUCAAUCUCCGAUGGAGUCGCGUAAGCCCAUUAUAACUAGCAGCAAGCAUGCCCGUUAUCAGUUUAUGGAGCUUCACCAGUCCCUCUGUAGACUUUUACACUGCAAUGUUACUCAAACCCCAUGUCAGGUGCUCAGGGACUGGUUAUGCAAACUGGACGUAUGUGAGUCAGGCAAAGCUCAGAAAGUUUCUUGCCUCUUGGGGUCAAAAAUGAGGGAAGUGUGGCUUAAAGGGGAUGAGAUGGAGGUGGCUCUUCAAAGGGUGGUCCGCCAGCUUCAAAUGUACAUUGACAUCAGUGAAUGCCCCUUUCCUCAUGUCAUGAGGGCUGGUGCUGUGUUCGUUCCCAUGUUGGUGGUCAAAGAGGUGCUGUUUCCUCAGGUUCAAGGCACAUAUAUAGACCAGGUUCUUCAGGAGCAUCGGGUGGAGCUCCGGCCCACCACGCUCUCAGAGGAAAGGCAACUCACUCAACUCCACAGAAAGGCUUUCUCUUCAAAACUCCGGAGACUUCUGUCCCUUAAACACCUGCCUGACAUAUACCCUGAUGUCCUCAACCUCCUCUACUAUGCCAAUGUCUGCAAGUUCCUCGGAGCUGAAACCAGCUUAACCGUCAAGAGAGAGAGCACUGACAGCACAGAUGAAUCCACCAGCUGUGUGAAUGAAGCUGAAGAAUUUAACCUCGAGUCCUCCACAACACUUACACCCCAAACCACUCUCGUAGAACAAACAUACUGCCUGAAAACAAAGAAGAAAAGCAGGGUAAAGAUCUCCUCCAAGAGGACAUUUUUAGACCACAGCAGCUCAUCUGAAGAGGACGAAUCCAGCGCAGGACCCAGAAGGUGGAGCGUCAUCAGCUCCGUACGCAAUCGGGAUCAAUGGGAAAUCACAAAUCAGUGGGAAAUAUCUUCAUGCAGCCACACAGAGCCCCAUGUUGAAGUAAUGAUUGAAGACGAAAGCCAGGAUCACGAGCCAUGGGGGCGACCUUUGACCUCUGACGACCUGACCUCAGGCGAAGAGACGGAAAGCACAUCAUCAAAGUCCAGCCGCAGAUCCAGCAUGGUCCUCAAACUAAGGAAGGUUGUCUACAAAGAAGCUCAUGGAGGCAGAAUCGCCCACUACCAAAAAGUCACUGAUUCUUCUUCUGGGUUUACAAAAGGAGACAGGAAAGGGAAGGGCAAAUCAUCUCGAAACAAAAGACACCACACGGACCGGGACUUUUCGUUCAGGUCUUACACUCAAAACCGUUCCUACCUCUCCAAAAAACGCUGCCGAUGGGUCCUGCGCUCUGCCGUCCAGUCAGCCCAUCUGGAGAACAUAUAUCCUGAUCUAGUGGGCAAGAGGAUCCGACAUUUAUAUGAGGAAAACGAUAAAAGUGAAGUUUGGUAUCGAGGAGUCGUGCUGCGCAUUCACGAGCCGCACAGCAACCCAUUGAAAACCGUGUUUGAGGUUAAAUAUGACAGCGAGCCCGAGUGGCAGUACUAUCUGGAGCUGCUGGUGGAUUAUAAGAAAGGAUGGCUGAAAGUCGAGGACUAGGUUUUUAUGGUAUUACGGUUUUAUUUUUGCACCUGAUAUUUGGAAAAUGUGACGAUGCUGAAUUGAUGAGCAGUAAAAACUUGACACAUUCGGGGAGAUGUGUUUGUGUAAGCAGUGCGUGUGUGACUCUUUGUGUGUUUCUGGUGUCAAUAUUGUCUCUGUUGUCGUUGUUUUUAUGGAGUUGUUGGCAGACAUUCCCAGCUGGUGACAUCACAUGUUGGCAUGCAUGUGAUUGGAGGAAGGGGAAUGUAGUUCAGCAAGAUGUUUCACUGUUUACAGAAUUAUUUUUAUAUUGGCUGCUGUCAUGUGUUUUUAAAAAUAAAACAAAAUAUUAAAUCCA